CUGCAAUAAAGAUACGUCGGCAGGCUUCCUUCUGGGACAGAGAGAAAAAGACGGUCAAACCGGUCGAUUCGAUCAACCUUCGAUAACCAUUCCUUCCAUCCACGCUAGCCCGCUUUGGGGUCCCAGAAGUCGAAUUGGCCAACAAUUUGCCGCCUGCCAUUUAAACCUCGACGACUUGUCAUCCUUCCUUUAAGAGAUAGUCAGUCCUGUUGGUUAUCUCUGUUGGUUUGCAACUGCUCAUAUCGCCCAAUAAAUUGUGGAGCUGCGACGGUAUCGAGUAGUUGUUUGAUUAAAUCCUCCCCAAUUUACUCCGUCCCCAGUCAGCACCGCAAAUACUCCGAUCCUCCGGCUUCCCGAACUUAGCCUCUUUUUAUUUCUCAAUCAAAUCCCCUCCUCCCUCCUUCUUCUCCCCGCACAAGUCGAAUUCCCAUCGCUUUCGGACUCGCAAAGAUGGCGCCACCUAUUACCGUCGUGCCGUCCCUCGAGACCGCCAGCGAAGUUAUCGCCCAGUCGAAAAAUGCGCAAUUUCCUCCUAACCUCCUUCCGUUGACUACGUCGAUUCCGGCCGACCUGUUGACCCCCACAUUGGCUUAUCUGAAGAUCGCGGAGAAAUCUAAACUGUCCUUCCUCUACGAGAGUGCUGCGACGACCGAGACUAUCGGCAGAUACAGUUUCGUCGGUGCUGGUCCCCGCAAAAUCAUCAAGACCGGUCCCGGUCAUGGCCCCGAGUGCGACCCCAUGCCCAUCCUGGAGCAGGAACUCUCCGGCUUUCGGGUUGCGACGGUGCCUGGCUUGACACUGCCCCCGCUCACUGGUGGUGCCAUUGGAUACGUGGGAUAUGACUGCGUGCGGUACUUCGAGCCCAAGACGGCUCGGCCGAUGAAGGAUAUCCUCCAAAUUCCGGAGUCGCUUUUCAUGCUGUUCGACACGAUUGUCGCCUUCGAUCACUUCUUCCAGGUCGUCAAGGUCAUCACAUACAUUUCCAUUCCCGGCAACGACUCGGAACUUGAGUCCGUCUACCGCCAAGGACAAGAGGUUCUCCAGCGGACCAUUGACGUCCUUCUUCGACCAGACUACGCUCUUCCGCCUCAAGGCCCGAUCAUUCAGAACCAGGAGUACACAUCGAACAUUGGACGGGAAGGAUACGAGCGCCAUGUUACACGGCUCAAGGAGCACAUCUCCAAGGGUGAUAUUUUCCAGACGGUGCCGUCGCAGCGGUUGUCCCGGCCGACGUCGCUCCAUCCCUUCAACCUCUUCCGUCACCUGCGCACGGUCAACCCGUCGCCGUAUCUCUUCUACAUCGACUGCGAAGACUUCCAGCUGGUGGGAGCCAGUCCCGAGCUGCUGGUCAAGGAGGAGAAGGGGCGGAUUAUCACGCACCCGAUUGCGGGCACGGUGAAGCGGGGGAAGACGCCCGAGGAGGAUGCGGCACUGGCCAACGAGCUGACGAGCAGCAUCAAGGACCGGGCGGAACACGUGAUGCUGGUGGACCUGGCGCGCAACGAUGUGAACCGGGUGUGCGACCCGAUCACGACGCAGGUGGACCGGUUGAUGGUGGUGGAGAAGUUCUCGCACGUGCAGCAUCUGGUGUCGCAGGUGUCGGGCAUCCUGCGGCCGGAGAAGACGCGGUUCGAUGCGUUCCGGUCGAUCUUCCCGGCGGGCACGGUGUCAGGAGCGCCCAAGGUGCGGGCGAUGCAGCUGAUUGCGGAGUUGGAGGGCGAGAAGCGCGGAGUGUAUGCGGGAGCGGUUGGCUACUUCGGGUAUAACAUCGCCAGCGCGGAUGGCCAGACGGAGAUGCCGGGGGCGAUGGACACGUGCAUUGCGCUGCGGACGAUGAUGGUGAAGAACGGGGUGGCCUACCUGCAGGCGGGCGGAGGCAUUGUGUUCGACUCGGACCCGUACGACGAGUACGUGGAGACAUUGAACAAGCUGGGGGCGAACAUUGCAUGCAUCAAGGGGGCGGAGGCGAAGUAUCUGAGUCUGGAAGAGGAGAGUCGCCGUGCGUAGAUGAUGCACUGGUUGCCUUGUAUUUCCUUCUUACCCAUUUCUCUUCCAUUUUCUGAGGUUUAUAUUUCCAUCAUCUUUAUGUUCUACGAUUCCAGGGAUUUGCAUGUGUCAGGAAUAACCUGAUAGAUUAUGAAUUUGAGAGCAUCUAGCAGUACUAAGGUACUUAUGAGUGUUAGGGUUUCUAGGGGGGAAGUAAAUAGUAGUAUGAAGCUAGUAGUAAAUAUGAGUUCGAGAAUUGCAGUCUGCGUUUUGAAGACGGGAGAGAAGGUCAAGCCCGACGGAACACGACGGACUGCCAAUCC
Molecule: messenger RNA, 2309 nt
Organism: Aspergillus neoniger CBS 115656
Lineage: Eukaryota; Fungi; Ascomycota; Eurotiomycetes; Eurotiales; Aspergillaceae
Gene: trpE
Product: anthranilate synthase TRP2
Exons: 4
Coding region: 451-2007 (518 amino acids)
Biological process (GO): L-tryptophan biosynthetic process
Molecular function (GO): anthranilate synthase activity
Source: RefSeq, a predicted model, not a curated record